AAGUCUCCCCACACACCGCAUGGCGACACUGCAUGAGUUAGAUGUGUUGUGAGGUGAAAACUGAGAAGAGAAGAUAAUUUCUUUAGAGCUGAUAUUUAGUUUUAAAAAGAACCAAUAUGUCGCAGUUACAAGCGAGGUUCUUCACAGAAGAUCAAAGGUAUAUUGUAGAUGAUGUCCCGUUCUCCAUCCCUGCUGCCUCUGAAGUCCAGGAUCUCAGCAACCUCAUCAACAAACUGCUGGAGGCCAAGAAUGAGUCUCACAGUAACGUGGAGUUUGACUUCCUGGUCAGGGGUCAGUUCCUGCGAACACAACUGGUCACUCACAUGGAGACGGAGGGAAUAUCGACGGAAGAUGUAGUGGAGAUCGAAUACGUGCAGCGGAUCACUGCCCCGGAGCCGGAGGAGUGUAUGAUGCACGAUGAUUGGAUUAGCUCUGUGCACGCAGACAGUGAGUGGAUCUUAACUGGGUCUUAUGACAAGACGGCCAGAAUAUGGUCUUUAGAGGGGAAGGCGGUGAUGACGGUGGCUGGACACUCUGAGGUGGUGAAGGAUGUGGCCUGGGUCAAAAGAGACGGCCUGACGUCUCUGCUCCUGACGGCCUCUCUGGACCAGACGGUGCUGCUGUGGGAGUGGAACUCUGAGAGGAACAAGGUGAAGGCCCGACACUGCUGUCGGGGACACACAGGAAGCGUUGAUGCUAUUUCCACAGACCCCACAGGUUCUAAGUUUUGCAGUGGCUCUUGGGACAAAAUGUUGAAGAUCUGGUCAGCAGUUCCCACAGAUGAGGCGGACGAGGUGGAGGAGCCCGCUGACAGACCCAGGAAGAAACAGAAGACACAGCAGCUCGGCCUGACGAGGACUCCUUUGAUGACUUUGUCUGGGCACAACGAGGCGGUGUCCUCCGUGCUUUGGUGUGACAGUGAGGAGGUGUGCAGCGCAUCCUGGGAUCACACCAUCCGAGUGUGGGACGUGGAAGCUGGAGUCAUGAAGACUACAUUGACAGGCAGUAAAGUGUUCAACUGCAUUUCCUACUCUCCCCUGUGCCGCCGGCUGGCCUCAGGAAGCACCGACAGACACAUCAGACUCUGGGACCCGCGCACCAAAGACGGCGCCUUGGUGCUGUUGUCUCUGACCUCCCAUACUGGCUGGGUCACCGCAGUUAAGUGGGCGCCUUCCCAUGAGCAUCAGCUGGUCUCUGGCUCCCUGGACAAUCUGGUUAAACUCUGGGACACAAGAAGCUGCAAGGCUCCACUGUAUGACCUGGCAGCUCAUGAGGACAAAGUGUUUUGUGUAGACUGGACAGACAGCGGGAUGAUGUUGAGCGGCGGUGCCGAUAACAAGCUCUACACCUACAGAUACUCAGCAGCUCAGACGGAUGCAGGAGCGUAAACAGAGAGCAGCCUGGAACAACAACCCAAACUUUUUGCUUUCUACUUUUGAAUCAUUGUUGUUUUUGGACAUCAUUUCUUAUAAGUUCAUUGUUUUCCUGUUGACCCAGAGUAUAAAUUAAUUUUCUCUCUAAAGAGGUGUCUUGUAUUUCGUUUAAGAUCUCAAUGAACAAUGGAAAUGUUAUGAACAGCUUUGUAUACAGGUUUUUUCUACAAGGAAAAGAAAAAAAUGCCUAUAACCUAAAAUAUGACAUCUGUUUGUAGUCUGCCGCCUUAGUAAAUAGUGAAUAAGAGAGUUUAUUCCCUUA
Molecule: messenger RNA, 1695 nt
Organism: Cyprinodon tularosa
Lineage: Eukaryota; Metazoa; Chordata; Actinopteri; Cyprinodontiformes; Cyprinodontidae
Gene: wdr12
Product: WD repeat domain 12
Exons: 13
Coding region: 117-1388 (423 amino acids)
Biological process (GO): maturation of LSU-rRNA from tricistronic rRNA transcript (SSU-rRNA, 5.8S rRNA, LSU-rRNA); ribosome biogenesis; maturation of 5.8S rRNA from tricistronic rRNA transcript (SSU-rRNA, 5.8S rRNA, LSU-rRNA)
Cellular component (GO): PeBoW complex; preribosome, large subunit precursor
Molecular function (GO): protein binding
Source: RefSeq, a predicted model, not a curated record